This is a messenger RNA of Galdieria sulphuraria, 1745 nucleotides long. RefSeq lists its product as uncharacterized. The record is from RefSeq and is a predicted model, not a curated record. NCBI's taxonomy places the organism in Eukaryota, Rhodophyta, Bangiophyceae, Galdieriales, Galdieriaceae. Gene Ontology annotation, biological process: rRNA processing. Gene Ontology annotation, cellular component: preribosome, small subunit precursor. The coding region runs from base 33 to 1052 and encodes 339 amino acids. The transcript has a single exon.
GGACGGGAUGGUUAUCUUUUGAUCAUUAUUGGAUGGAAGAAGAAGAACGCUUUCGUCGAGUAGCCAAGUCUUUAGCAGGAAAUGAAAAACAUAGUCGAGUAAAAGCGUUGGAGUUGGUAGAGUUGUGGCUAACUGCUCACGUUUCACAAGCUGAAUAUGUAGAGUUAUCCAAACUUUGUAGAGCACUAUUCUAUGCCAUCUGGUUGAGUGACGAAGCCACAACUACGGAAAAGAUAACCAAACAAGUUGCUCGAUUCAUUGAAAUUGGCAAAAGUAAAUACUUGAAAGCGUUAUUGGAGUGUGUAGGUACUCUAUGGCCCAAGUUGGAUAUUUACCGCCUAGACAAGUUUUAUGACCUCAUCACUUGUUGUUUAGAUGAACUAGUUAUCAUAGGCGAUCAACACAAUUGGGAUGAGCAAACGAUGAACCAACUAUUCGGAGUUGUGGAAGAACAAUUCACUCAACAUUGGAGACACACCAGUAAGGGACUUUGUCUUCAUGUAUUGGACAAAUAUUAUGAACAUGUCAUCCGCAGAAUUCUUUCUUUUCCAUCUUCCUGGAACAAAGUAGAGUUGUUAUGGUCUCUUUUUCAUAUAUGUGUGGAUGACGCCACUCAAACAGAUACUUUACUUGUGACUAGAGCAAAAGAAAGAAUCUUUUCACCUCUUAUUGAAGAUUGCAAAGCAGCAGCCACAGAACAACGAUAUGAGUUAUUGUUUCUUAUAAGAGAUUGGAUUCCGAAACUAUAUCAGUGGGCUGGUUCACCUGAACGUCCACCCAAAUCAAGAAAGAGUCUAUAUGCUUUGUACAAUAAGUUGGAAUCGACGGUUUCUUGUUUAGAAGACCGUUUGCCUCAACAAGUGGAGAACCAUUCUUCACCCCCGAGAAGGAGGUCAGAACGCUUGAAAAAUCGUCUACAGUUGACAACUCGUCCAGCAGAACCACAAGUUGUGAAACAAGUUCGCUUUUCUUUGGACAAGAAUGAAGAAUAUGUUUUACCAGCUAUGAAGAAAAGAAGAACUCAACGAGUACCUUUAUCUUAUAAUAAAUGAACGAUUGCUUUUUUCCCUCUCUUUGAUUUUUUCCAUUCAUGAUGAUGGCUUUUGCUUAUUUUUCAUCUUAUUGUUAUCAUAAACGUUCUUCAUUGUACAAAGUUGGAAAAGUUUCCAAAAGACUUGCAGUCAACAUACCUAAACGUGCUUUUCAUUGGCAAAGUUGUCUACCAGAGUCUUCUCAACAACAAGAAGAGGAACCCUUUCAAGAACAACAAGCUAAACCAGGGUGGACCAAGAAGUUUCUUUCUCUAUUGGGUUAUGAUGGAGUCCAAAUGAAUCCUAAACAAGUUUUGAAAACUUAUGGAAUAGCUGCUAUCUUAUCUUAUGGAAUAUUUGACGCAGUUACGUAUUCUUUAUCUUUUCUCAUAGCUUUGAUAGGGUUUAUUCGUACAACAGGAAAGACUCUUACUUGGAAAACUUUUCCAGUAGUAUUUGGUGUUAUGUGGGGUAUUAAUAACUUUUCUAGACCUUUUAGAGUAGCUGGUGCUUUACUUUUGGCUCCUUUUAUGGAUAAAUAUGUUGUGCAACCGUUAAAGAAGCGAUUUUCAGCAUAAUUUGUUGUUCUUUGGGUGGAUUGAUUUGUGUUGAAUAUAUUAAAAGAAUAAUGUCUUUGAUAGAAGAUUGGUUUAUGAAUACUCCUCCAGUGACUAGAGCCUAUGUAACUAUAUCCUCCACAGUAACUAUAUUAUG